Molecule: messenger RNA, 210 nt
Organism: Knipowitschia caucasica
Lineage: Eukaryota; Metazoa; Chordata; Actinopteri; Gobiiformes; Gobiidae
Source: the annotation of a GenBank genome assembly
AUGACGCGCAGGCAUGCUGCGUCACUAACCUGCGUCGACAGUCGAACCACACAAGGAUUCGGGCAAAUUGACUAUGGAGUUUUUUUCGCAACUGGAGGAAUUGUCCACAGUGUUCGUAGCGACAAUCCAAGUUGUCCAUCGCUAGCCGCAUCUGCAGAGGGAGAGAUGACAUUCUAUGCUGCUCACCAAGCUAACCUGUCGACCCUCUGA